CUCUCUCUCUCUCUCGCUCUCUGAUCUUUCUCUCUCAUGGGGAAUGCGGCCAUGGCUCCGGCCUGCUUCAAGCCAAGCCCUAAUUCAACUGUGAAGUUAAUAUUCUUCGACGGUACGACAAGAAUCCUCACAAGAAAGAAGCACAUCGCCGGGGAGAUCAUGUUCGAGUUCCCGGACAGAAUGGUCUGCCCCGCCGACUCCUUCUUCAUCGGCCACCCCGUCCCGGCGCUCGGCAUCCACGACGAGCUCCUCCCCGGCCAUACCUACUUCGUCCUUCCCAUCGACCGCUUCGCCUGCGGCGUCCUCUCCGCCGCCUCCCUUGCUGCCUUCAAAAACAAGGCCAACACUGGUCCCAUCAACUUCGGGGACUCGCCGUUCGAGUACUUGAGGGGAUCAAACGGUAGAGUUUUGAUCAAGGUCUCACCGGAGUUCAUAACCAGAUUGAUUACAAGAGGUAAUGAAAUUGGAUCCAACGGUAGUCCUAGCAAUAAUUGUGGCUUUCUUUGUAGUACUCCGGAGCUGCAAAAGCACUAUGAACAACUUGUUGGGUCUAAAGAUCAAAUAUGGUCGCCAAAGCUUGAAACCAUAUCUGAGCAUAAGAUUAGGUUUUCGCCAUGCAGAUUCAUAGAGUGGAAAAUAAAAGAGAAGGAUAUCAUGUAGUUAAACUUCUUCUUUAUUUAUUUUUUAAUUUUUUGUGUAUUCUUUGUUAAGGACAAAAGCUCCUUUUGUUUUAGGUACGAAAACAAGACAAAGUAAUUAUAUAGAUCACAUCGA
Messenger RNA from Morus notabilis, 774 nucleotides. RefSeq lists its product as uncharacterized. The record is from RefSeq and is a predicted model, not a curated record. The transcript has a single exon. Lineage: Eukaryota; Viridiplantae; Streptophyta; Magnoliopsida; Rosales; Moraceae. Bases 37 to 660 code for a protein of 207 amino acids.